AUGUAUAUGAGCUGCCUAAAGGAAUCCAUGCAGGCAUGUCCGUCUUCGAACAGACGAGACUGGCACUGCCCAGUCUGCCUGCAGACGGCCAGAUUCCCAGUCCAGACGAACUGCGGCCAUUUGUUCUGCGCUCGCUGUCUUAUCACCUAUUGGAGGCAUGGGUCAUGGUUAGAUGCAAUCAGUUGUCCUCUUUGCAGACAGAAGGUCAGUGUGCUCUGCCACCUGUUCAACGAGACCCGAUCAGACCAGCAGUCAAAAGAAGUUCUCGAUGAAAUCACAGCCUACAACAAACGUUAUUCUGGAGCUCCACGCAGGGUAACGGACUACCUCUGUGAUACCCCCCUGCUUCUGCAGUUACUGGUUCGUGGCCUGGGCACCAUGGGAGGACUCGUGUGGCUGUUUCUGUUCAGGGUUGCCCUGUGCUGCGUGGGGACCGUGAUGUCCAUCUCCUCCCCUCCUCUGGAUGCCGUGUCUUCAUCGAGUACCCUAGAAACAGACCCCUCUCUCUGUGGACUGCUAGGUCUCCUGGAUGACCUGGUGGUGGUCAUCCUGCUCCUUAUCUGCGUUAUCAAUAUCAACCAGCAAAUAACACCAGAGAGAGGACAACCUGGAAAUGCUACAACCUCACAGGGAGUGAUGGGAGAUUCACUUUAG
Molecule: messenger RNA, 654 nt
Organism: Pelmatolapia mariae (spotted tilapia)
Lineage: Eukaryota; Metazoa; Chordata; Actinopteri; Cichliformes; Cichlidae
Product: RING-HC_RNF170 domain-containing protein
Exons: 5
Coding region: 1-654 (217 amino acids)
Molecular function (GO): ubiquitin protein ligase activity
Source: RefSeq, a predicted model, not a curated record